Messenger RNA from Vespa velutina, 6450 nucleotides. It is a transcript of the gene if, whose product is annotated as integrin alpha-PS2. Gene Ontology annotation, biological process: cell adhesion mediated by integrin; cell-cell adhesion; cell-matrix adhesion. The transcript has 13 exons. The record is from RefSeq and is a predicted model, not a curated record. Bases 536 to 5398 code for a protein of 1620 amino acids. NCBI's taxonomy places the organism in Eukaryota, Metazoa, Arthropoda, Insecta, Hymenoptera, Vespidae. Gene Ontology annotation, molecular function: integrin binding. Gene Ontology annotation, cellular component: external side of plasma membrane; integrin complex.
GGAGUUCCAGUCAGUCUGUCCGUGCGAGUCUGUCCGUCGAGCAGACUUCUCUCACUCUUUCGUCCUUCUCUUAGAACAGACCGUCGAGUGGCUCGUGGUGGAAGCCACAUGUCGUCGGUGGUGCAGCUGCUACUGGCACCCUGACGAUCAGUUUACUAUCGUCAUUGGUAUAGAUCGCGAUUGACCGUGGUUUUCAUUAUCUACUAUACCUUCUUUUUUCUUUAAAUUUUAUUAAUCUUCUCUUAUCGCACUCGAUACAUCUAUAUACGUAUAUACGUAUGAGAGUAAUCAAAAUAAUAAAGAUAGAGAUAGAAAAAGAAAUAGAGAGAGAGAGAGAGAGAGAGAGAGAGAAGAGAAAAAGAUAAAGUGGUUGUUAAAAGUGUAUUAGAAAAGGAUUAGAUUUUGAAGAGAAUUCUUUUUUCUUCUUCUUUUUUUUCUCUUUUUUUUUUUUUUGUUCUUUUCCUUUUCUUCUUUUUUUUUUCUUUUUUUUUUUUUUUGGAGAGAAAGAAGAACUCGACGAAGAAACUCAAAGAACAUGUCGUCGAGAAUAAUUUUCGGUUUGUUCCUCGGCUUGUUCAUCGUUGUUGGUUCACCACCUACCACCAUUGAAGCUUUCAACGUCGAAACAAAACAUUACGCGAUAUAUCGCAACGAGGCCGAAUCUAUGUUCGGCUUUGCUGUUUCAGCCUAUCGCGACAAAUACGGACGAGGAUGGGCAAUCGUAGGAGCUCCGGAGGCCGAUACAUCUCAAGUGGGUGUGUACAGGGGUGGCGCGGUUUACAGAUGCGACAUCGCGGCCGACGACAGAUGCGACAUCAUCCACUUCGACGAUAAAGGAAACAACCAUGCCAGAAAUCCGUCCCUACCUAGUAGUCUGACUCAGGUCGAUAACAAAACGCUUCAAUGGUUUGGCGCGACGGUAUCUGCCUCGAGUAAAGACGGCGGUCCGAUUAUGGCAUGUGCUCCGAGAUACAUAUGGUUUUCUCUAUCACAGCCAAGAUACGAUCCUGACGAAUCGAGAUCGAUUAAAGAAACCAUCGCUGGUAAUCGAAGAGAUCCAGUCGGUACCUGUUGGGUAGUCGACAAGAAUUUCAACGAAUCUCAAGAAUUUUCCCCAUGUCGAACGAGGUUUUGGGGAUACCACAGGCAAGGCUCAUGUCAGGCCGGUUUGGGUGCCGCGAUGGCCAAGAAUGGCGAGAGACUCUUUAUCGGUGCACCAGGAAGUUGGUACUGGCAAGGUCAGCUAUAUUCUAUCAGCACCUCGAUGAGAUUCCAAUUCGUGGCAACUACGUCCUUCCUUCAGGAAGAAGUUGCAGGGCAAGCAUUUUCGCAGCCGUUGAAUAGUCGCGCCAAAAUGAUGUCUACAAAGGAAGCUCCGGCGAACGAAGACGACAGUUACAUGGGCUACUCUGUCGCCGCGGGAGACUUCGUUGGAAACGGAGACAGUGGCACGGCUGUUGGUGUACCCAGGGGAUCUGGUCUUCGUGGCAAGGUCGUACUCUUUACCUCCAGCAUGACCAAUCAUCAAAACGUCACAGGUGAACAAAUGGGUGCUUACUUCGGCUAUUCCGUUGCAGCUGGUGACAUUGAUGGUGACAGUUUAGACGAUCUUAUAGUCGGUGCACCGAUGUAUACUAUUCCGGACAAUCCAGAAAUGAAUAUCGAAACCGGAAGGAUCUAUGUUAUUUAUCAAGGAGGAGCUCAUGAAAAGUUCCGAAAGGUUGACAGCAGAGACGGAGAGAGUAAUCGCGGACGUUUCGGUUUGUCACUGGCCUUUUUAGGGGAUAUCGAUCAUGAUGGUUAUGGUGAUUUCGUCGUUGGUGCUCCUUAUGGUGGAAUAAACGGUCGCGGCGCCGUUUACAUUUAUCACGGAUCGAAAAACGGUGUUUUAGAAAAAUAUUCCCAAGCUAUUCACGCGGAAGAAUUGAACGUACCAAUUCAGACCUUCGGAUUUUCCGUAGCUGGUAGCUUAGAUCUCGAUGGGAAUCAUUAUCCUGAUUUGGUCGUUGGUGCUUACGAAUCCAGCUCAGCAUUCUUCUUCAGAGCGCGUCCAGUCAUUAAAAUGGAUUCUUUCGUGACUUUUGAAACCGAAUCGAAAUUGAUUUCUUUAGAUGAUAAGAAUUAUACACUCUCGGAUGGUACCAGAGUUACUUCUCUACCAUUAAGAGGAUGCUUCAGAUACAACGGCGAUGGUGUCGCAUCAAGAUACGUGUUCAAUGUUCAAUAUGUCGUCGACGUUAAGAAAACAAAGGCUCCACGACUGUUUUUCAUUGAACAUGAGAAUAAAAACAUGAUAAACAAGACGAUUACACUCGAACAAAAUCAACAACUUUGUCGUACAGUACAGGUUUACGUGACACCAAAUAUCCGUGACAAAUUGACAUCGUUGGAAGCAGAAUUACGUAUAAGUUUGAAAGACGAUCAGUUACCCGAUAAUCGUCCACGUGAUCCUAGAAUAUCUCUAAGACCUGUUAUCGGUGCUACCAUGUCCAAAAAGGAUUCAUUAUCGAUAAGAAAGAACUGUGGUCCUGACAACGUUUGCAUACCGGAUCUACAGCUCAGUGUGAAACCAAACGUCGAACGAUAUCUUCUAGGAUCCGGAAAGAAAUUAGAACUCGAGAUUUUGGUGAUAAACAAUGGCGAAGACGCGUUCGAAGCGACUUACAAUAUCCAAUUGCCAGCUGGUAUCGAUUACAUCAAAAUCGAGAGAAUCGACAAGACCGAGGUACCUGUACAAUGUUCAGCGCCUAAACAAUCGAAUAACAAUACUUUGCGUUGCGAUAUCGGCAAUCCUCUUCCUCAAAGACAAUUGGUCAAUUUCAAAGUACUCCUGCAACCUGUAACAUCUAAUAGUAUGGCACCGUCUUACGAAUUUUAUAUGGAAGUAAACACGACCAAUCCCGAAAACGGUACAACGACCAAUGACAAUAGCUGGCACUUGUCCUUACCGAUUUGGAUCGAAACGGAAUUACUCGUGGAAGGUGAAAGUCGACCCAAAGAAAUCUAUUACAAUCCUUUCAAUUACACUGGAACGAACGUUACGACUGAAUCAGAGUUUGGUCCAGCAGUCAUUCACAAUUAUAUUAUAUAUAAUCAAGGACCAUCGGAUAUACUUGAAGCAGAAGCAUUUCUGAUAUGGCCUGCUCAAACUCUUGCUGGUGAAGAAUUGUUGUAUUUGAUUGAGCAACCGGAAAUGACCGGACCGAUUGCUUGUGAAACGGCAAAUGCUAAUUAUCUGAGUCUCCAGCUCGAUCAACGAAGAAGACCAUUACAUCAAGGCUAUCCAGAUCCAUCUGGCGUAAUCUUGGACGAAUCUCAUUCAGGCAAAACAAUCAACGUACAAAGAGGUUUUGAAACAUUACAAAAUAAUAAAUCGAAUCACAAGGAAGAGAGCGAUGUAAAUAGUGGCGAUAGUUCGGACAUCCAAAAAUCACGACACUCCUCAUCGUCCUCCACAAAUGUCGUUAGUAGCGAAACCAGAAGGAUACAACUUACUUCUAACGGAGAACAACCAGGUGUACUAACCACCACGUAUACACAAAACAGUUCCGGUAUGACGAGUAGUAGUAAUAAUAAACCCGACGGAAUAUCUGGUGUUAACAGAGCAAUUAUUUUUCACUCUGACUCCGAUGGUUAUAGUGGAAGCUCGACGAAUAUAGGAAGUGGAUUACAAACGACCGUUCAAGGAAAUAAUUUCGACUCGAAUUUAUCCAACUUAGAUGGAUUACAUAAUAGAAAUUUAAAUUACAGUAGAAAUAUUGAAAAUCAUUGGAGAGAAUCAGGUAGGAUUGCCUAUGGAAAUCAAGAAGGUUCCUUUUCUUCAACGGGUAUUCCAGUGGUACAUGUCGACGAAAGCGAAUACGUAAGGCAAUAUAAGGAAAGUUUGAAACAACAAGAGCAAGAACGUCGUCAACAGGAACUGGAAACUUUAAGAAUCGAGGAAGAGGCACGUUUGAGAAGGAUACAAGAACAGAGACGUUUAGAAGCGUUGGAAAGAGUUGCGGAGGAAGAACGUUUGUUACGUGAGAGAAAACAAAAGGAGUAUGAACGUUUGCUCGCGCAAAGACGACAGGAGGAAGAACGUAGAGAGGAGGAAGCACGAUUGAAACAACAAAAAGAAAAUGAAGAAGAUUAUGAUUAUGAUGACGAGAAAGUUUACGACGAUACUUUGGAAAAUCAUGAUACAGAAAAACAAUCAGGAUUUAUAACUGGCGAUAGAGAGCAUAUUGUUGGUAGCAGCGAAAUAGAAUUCCGUUUACGAAAUAUUAGCUCUAAUCAAGAACUAGAGAAACUCCUUGGAUCCUUAUCGAAAGAAGCGGCCGGUUAUCAGUCAUAUAAUAGACAAGGAAAACAAUAUGUUCAAUUUAUGGGACGAUUUAGAACAUCCUCUGACAGAAAGGAGUAUAUAGAAUUUCAGGAUGGUUCUAUGUUUCCGCUGCAAGAUCAUAGGGGAGUACAAAGUUAUGUUUCCGUAUCUACCGAGCCACAAGAUAGUCGUUUCUUGAGAAUAGAAGGUCAGCUUUUGAUUGGACAGGAUGGUAAAGGAUAUAUAGUGUUGAAAGAUGGUCGCAGAUUUCCUUUACAAGGUUCUUACACUUAUACAGAAGAACGUACUUAUACUUUAAAGGGUGGUCCAGGUAUAAAAUCCUAUAGCAGAUCCCGACAAGAAGAAGGAUCAAAUUCGGAAAAAGAUUACGAGACAAGAUACAGUUCGCAUGUUGACGAGCACAAACGAACGGAGGAUAGACAAGUCGAUACCAAAGUAUAUGGAAGAAAUCAUUUCGAUCUAGUUGGUGAAACAGAUCCAAAUCAUUUGAAUUCAAGAUUUAGACGAGAAAAUGAUGCAUUGACUGUAACAGAGUUUCGAAAAUUUGAAGAACACAAUAGACAUCGUCGAGAAAUCGAUAGCAGUUUUCUUCCUUUAGAUGAAAAUAAUCCUACUAUUGAUCGUCAAAAUCCUUGCAAUACCACGAAAUGUGUUACAUUGCGUUGCGUUCUUGGACCUUUGAAGAAGGACCAAGAGAUAACAAUCGCUGCGAGAUAUCUCGUUAACAUCAGGACCUUGAAGAAAGUUGCGUUUAAGGAGAAAGUUAAGGUCUCAAGUCAAUUAGUAGCACGCGUUACCAAGCAACCCUUCAUCGGUACGCCGGUUGAGCAAGUAGUGAAAAGCCAUGAAAUUUAUACGAACAUCGAACCGACUGUUGCUCCGUCCUCUCCAGAUGACAUUCCACUUUGGAUAGUAGUUUUGUCGGCUUGUGCCGGAGCGAUAAUCUUACUAUUACUCAUUUAUUUACUUCAUAAGUGUGGAUUCUUCAAGAGAAAUAGACCUUCCGAUGCUCCGGAAAGACAACCCUUGAACAGGAAUGGUCAUUUCCAACAAGGUGACGAACACUUAUAAAAAGUACUCCCACUCGUACUGAGUUAUUAGACUUUUUUUGCUCUCUCCGAUCGAAUCUAUUCAUGUUUCGAUCGUGUAUUGGAAAACGGCGGAAGAAGUGCCUUAACGGUCUUGAUGUCCAGCUAAAAGGAGGAAAAAAUGAAUCUAGUGGAUUUGAUUGUCUCGCGAGAAAUGUAUACACUGUUUGGUACAUCGAACGAUAAUAAUGCGAGAUUCGUUGUUGUUCAUACAGCAAUACUGCCACUUAAUACUCCUUCCAGCUCCUGCAGCAGCUCGAUCACGCAAGUUUCUAGUCAGGAGAUGUUUUCUUUUUACGUGUAACUUACUUUGAAGCCAUACCUCACGGGUCAUCAGAAGCGAAAGAAAUACAAAGUACUUUUCUUUUUUUUUUCAUUGUUCGAUUUCCAACUGCCUCUAUUUUUCUAUUUCUAUUGUAAAAUAUUAUUAUACAAAUAUGAUCAAGAUACAAAAAGAGCGAGGGAAAAAAAAAGAAAUAAAUAUGAAGUAUUUUAGACGAUCGUCGAAUUGACAUUAAAUGUUCUACGAAAGGAUGAAUUUGCUUUCUGACGGAUCUUAUUCGCUUCUGUGAUCGACACCUAUGGGGGUUCCUCGUUACAUUUGGGAAGUAGGCUUGACAGUAUGCAAAUUUUUAAUUAUUUAUUAAAUUUAUAUAUAUAUAUAUAUCUAUAUAUAUAUAUAUGAACAUAUAUAUAUAUAUAUAAACAUAUAUAUAUAUAUAUGAACAUAUAUAUAUAUGUAUGUAUGUAUAUAUAUAUGAACAUAUAUAUAUAUGUAUGUAUGUAUACCACGUAACAUAUACUAGAGCGUCGAAACAUAUGAGGAGGACUGCAGCCAUGUCCCAGAUGUAUGUGUGUAUAAUUUUGUAAAUUAUUAAUUAUGUUAUUAUACUUACGUACCCAGAAUAAUCUAACGCAACAGACUGCGUGUCUGAUCGUGAGAUAGAUAAUCAGCGACCGAUAAAUUACAGAAAUUAACUUGUACAUACAACAUUAAGACGUAACGUUAAAGAAAUAUAUAUAUAAUAAUAUUAA